AUGAACCUCUUCCUAACCUUAACCAAGUCUUCCAAGCAGGUAGUUGUUGACGUGAGCUCGCUCAGGUCGGGGCGGUGGGGUCGGAGGCCCGGAACGAAUGAGCCACACGGUCGUACGGACUGGAGGACUCGCUACAACAAAAGCCCCCCCACCCCGACUGAAACCGGCUUCCUCAGACGAUCUGGCCCGUCAGAGUCUCGUUACAACAUCACCGUGAGCAGAGGUCAACCAACCCAGAAGGAGGUCGAGUCUCUGAUGUUAACGAGGCUGCUGGGGCUCCUCCUCCUGUCCUAUCUCUGCUCAGCCAUGCUGACCAGCCCAACAACCUCAGGCAACCCCAACACGUCUGCACCCAUGACGGCCGCCCCUGGUUACCCAGGCAACAUCCGCAGUGGUCACCUGGGACUUCCCCCUAAUGGCUCUGACCCGGUGUUCCCGGGUGGCGGUCCCAACCUAGAUGUAUGCGAUAUGUUGUGGCAAACUGAGAUUCCGCCACCCAUCAGCCAGGUGCCCUGGCAAUGCAUCUGUUCACACUGCAACAGCAGCAGGGGGACCAAAGGAGACCGCGGAGACCGAGGCCUCCCAGGUCCUGAGGGAAGUCCCGGGGUGAGAGGACCGACAGGGUUCAGAGGUCUCCGAGGAUUCACCGGCCGCCCAGGAGUGAAAGGCCAGAAGGGAGACGCUGGUGAGAAAGGUCUCCAAGGGAACUCCGGCUUCAUGGGGUCAAAGGGAGCACGAGGCUUUAAAGGAGAAAAGGGAGACCGUGGUGUUGAAGGGCCAUCGGGUGGUCUAGGCUUCAAGGGAGAGAAGGGUACAUGUCCUGAUUCCUGUGGCAACACCAAGGGGGAUAAAGGUGAUAGAGGCGACACUGGACCAGCCGGAGAAAAAGGCCUGCCAGGGGUCAAAGGUGACAUGGGAGCCAAAGGUUUCAUGGGUGACAAGGGUGACCGGGGCAGGAUCGGUGUCCCUGGGACAAAAGGCGAGAAGGGCGACCUCGGCGAGAAGGGACUGUGUGACUGUGCUGAUGGGAUCAACGGUGCAGAUGGUGAGCAAGGACCAAAGGGGGACAAAGGAGACAUGGGUGAUGUUGGUAUGAAGGGAAAUGAGGGUAUUCAAGGUGAAAAGGGUAGUCAGGGGGAAAAGGGCAUGAGUGGGCCGAUCGGGCCAUGCACCCCGGCCAUCCAGUCGGCGUUCUCGGCCUGUCUCAAUGACUCGUUCCCUGCGCCGGACCUGCCCAUUCCCUUCCCCGAUGUAAUCACCAACCGCCAGGGGCACUUUAACCCCAACCUCGGCAUCUACCACGCUCCCGUCAAUGGUACCUAUGUCUUCAGCUACCACGCGGCGGUCUCCAGCAGGGUGUUGAAGAUAGGCCUGUUCUAUAACUUCUUUCCCAUAGCCAGAACAACCGAGAUCACCAACGAGGCCACAACCAGCCACCAGGUCGUCCUCCACCUCUACAGGGGAGACAUGGUUUGGCUGCAGGUGAAGGACAGGACGACCAAUGGCAUGUUCAACAGCCCCGAGCACAAGAGCACCUUCUCGGGGUAUCUGCUCUACCCUGAUUCGUGCGAACUACCCGCAAUCCGAACUGGCCCUCCAGCAGGGCCAACAGUUAAACCUACAUACAUGUGGGACCCACCCACGAACACUACAACCAAACCGUAGGCUGAGCUCCCAAACACACACAAUCAAAAACACAAUGGGUCAGAUGCAGCAACAUUCU
Molecule: messenger RNA, 1723 nt
Organism: Myripristis murdjan (pinecone soldierfish)
Lineage: Eukaryota; Metazoa; Chordata; Actinopteri; Holocentriformes; Holocentridae
Product: inner ear-specific collagen-like
Exons: 5
Coding region: 1-1665 (554 amino acids)
Molecular function (GO): protein binding
Source: RefSeq, a predicted model, not a curated record